Scatophagus argus is the source of this 3555-nucleotide messenger RNA. Its product is annotated as solute carrier family 45 member 3. The record is from RefSeq and is a predicted model, not a curated record. The transcript is spliced from 7 exons. Lineage: Eukaryota; Metazoa; Chordata; Actinopteri; Scatophagidae. Gene Ontology annotation, cellular component: membrane. The coding region runs from base 11 to 1759 and encodes 582 amino acids. Gene Ontology annotation, molecular function: sucrose:proton symporter activity. Gene Ontology annotation, biological process: transmembrane transport.
UGCUGGCAGAAUGUCCACAAGUUGGCCUCUGAUGGGAAGUGUUGCUCAUCUUUGGAAACAGCAUACAUUCAAAAAAGACGAUAAAAAGAAAAGGCUGGUUCAAAAGGAGGCACGUGAAAUGAACGUAAAAGAUCUAGGCCUGGUGUGGAAGCUGUUAUUCAUGAACACUUUAUCAUGUGGCUUGGAGGCCAGCGUAGCUGUAGGAACCAUCUACAUCCCGCCUCUAUUACUGCGGGCAGGCAUGGAGGAACGCUACAUGACUAUGGUGCUCGCGAUGAGUCCAGCACUGGGUUUGAUCUUUACACCCAUGAUUGGCUCAGCUAGUGAUUCACGGCAAGGUCGUUUCGGUCGGCGGCGGCCAUUUAUCUGGAUGUUGAGCCUGGGAGUUUUACUAGGCCUGCAAAUUAUACCACAGGCCCAUCACCUGGCUGUGCUGAUAUCCCCACAGUACUCCUACUGGCUGGAGGUUGCCUUCUUGGUUGUAGCUGUGUGUCUGCUGGACUUCUGUGGACAUGCCUGUCUAACCAUGCUGGUGACGCUGCUGUCCGACCUGUUCCCUAAUGAGGAGGAGAACCACAAAGCAUUCUCAGUUAAUUCCCUGAUGACUAGCCUGGGGGGAUGCCUGGGGUUCUUCCUCCCUUCUAUGGACUGGAGCCAAGCACCCUUAGUAACCUACUUGGGAGGGCAGGAGGCCUUUGUCUGCGCCCUGCUUGCCUCCAUCUUUCUUGGCUGCCUUCUCACCACCGUCUUUAUCACAGAGGGGACUGGAACCACAGGGGGGGAGAGGAAAACUAACCCUUUGAAGAGCCGGGGAAGUGGAUGCUGCCGUCACUUGUUUCUGCCCCCUCAGUAUUUCCCUGUUGCACUGCAGCCAUGCGCAUCAGCAUGUAAGUCUGCGAUAUAUCAAGUGUAUACAGCAUGUGAGAGAGUGCCAACAGUCAUAUGGCGACUCUUUAUGGCGGAGACGUGCAGCUGGAUGUCCCUCAUGAGUGUCAUGCUCUUCUUUGCUGAGUUUAUGGGGGAGGGAUUGUACAAGGGAGUGCCGAGUGCAGCACCAGAGUCAGAGGAAAAAAGACAGUAUGAUGAAGGUGUGCGUGUGGCCAGCCUGGGUCUGUUUCUGCAGUGUGUCGUGUCAGUGCUGUGCUCUGCGCUAAUGCACUUCUGGGUUGCUCUUCUGGGAGCCAGGGUGGUGUACAUCAGCGGUGUAGCUCUGUUGGUGUUUGCCACCACCAUCAUGACUGUCUCAGAAAGCGUGACAAUGGUCACUAUCAUGGUGGCUGCGACAGGAUACACACUUGGUGUACUUCAGGUUCUGCCAUACACCCUGCUCUGUCUCUAUCACUCAAAUAAACAAACUUAUUUCACUUCAUCCAACCCCAGACCUCGCAGGGAUCACGUUGUGCUUGCAAAGAACUUCCCCACCUGUGGACCAGACAGUCUUUGUCCUAAUGGCCACACAGGGACACCGAGUUUACCCGGGACAGAGCCUUCUGUUGGAUCAUCCCAUGUUUCCCUGACUGUGGCUGGAGGUGACAGAGCUGAAGCAAACUGCACACAAGUCUCCCAGAGAGGGAUUUGUUUUGACAUGGCAAUACUGGACAGCGCUUACCUGCUCUCCCAGGUGCUGCCGGCGAUGUGCCUCGGUUCGAUAGUACAGCUUUCGAACAGCGUGAGGACUUACAUGGCCUCCGCCUUCUGCUUCGGCCUGCUGGCUCUUCUCUGCUCUACCAAGGUUGUCUUCAGCCAUCAUGACCUCUGACAGCCACCACAUCUCCAUCAAGAACAUCAGCAGAGGACAAACAGUAUACCUCCUUAUACCUCCGUGUUUGUGACGGCUUACAGACGCAUGCCGAACAUGCCAUAAGUUGAAGGCAGCAGCACAUUGUCAGCGUCGGUGAUGAAAUGUGGACACAUGUUGCUUUCAUCACAGUCAGAGGAAUUUACUGUGGGUAAAAUCAAACGGUGAACAGAAACUUUGUUCAAAAUCUUCUUUUUAUAUUCUUGUAUAGGCAUCAAUAGGGAGUGCCAUCCUGCUGUGUACUGUUGCUAGGAAACCACACUGUGGAGUCUUGACACUCCUUGUGUGGUGCAUUUUGCUGCUGACUCUUCAUCCAUAUGCUGUAUAAUAACUGAAUGAAGGCAAAUUCCCAAUGUAAAUACACACACACACACACAUACCUUUAAAAUGAAGCUGCCUUUCUAGCCAGGUGUCCUAGUUGUUUGGAGCUGGUUAUUCAUGAGCCAGGUCACUGCCUAAGAUUUAAUUUUAGAUUUAUCUCUCCACACCCUGUCUUACUAUUGUUCCACCUCUGGCAGCUGAUUCUGUCAACAUCUCAAGGACAAUAUUUACUUUUCAGCGUUCUGUCAGAGUUUCCUGUCUAUGUCUAGUAUGGCAAAAGAAAACCAAAUGCUGCACUGAUAUCCAUCUUAUUGAAGUUCACUUGAAAAUGUUGCAGGGUAAACAUGACAAUGUGACAAAGGAAUGUUAUUUGCAAUAUUCUGCAUGAGCAGCUGUUGCUGUUGUACACCUCCUGAGGAGCUGUUAGCCGUGAAUGUGUGUGGAAAGCAGAGAAUCUGAUGAGUACGUAGUAAAGCUAAGAGGCUGUUAGCUUGCCCAGUUAGCCUAGCUUGCUUCAAAAACUGUACCAACACCUCAGUUAGAUAAUUCCACUUUAAUAAUACAGUAUGGCAUAUAUCAAUAUGCUUAGAAUGCAAUACAUGCAGUAGUGUAAUAAAUAAUAAAUGUUGUAAAUAAUAUAACACAUGUAUAGCUUUAAUAACACAAUUUAGAUGGGUUUUUAUGAGGAGUUCAAGGUUUUAUAAGGGUUAGUGCAGUCUAUGAUAAUUAUAUGUGUGUGUGUGUGUGUGUGUGUGAUUGAUUGAUUUUCAAUAUUAUUAUAAAUAAUUUUUCCAUCUCCCGUUGGCGUGAAGAUUUUUAGAGCCUGACUUGUUGCGGCUCUGCUGAACCACCAGGGGGAGCUUUUGCCCAACAGACCAGCAGCACGUCGUCAGCAGGUCAGGACUGGUGAAGUUCAUUGUGGUGCCGGAAAAAGAGGAUGAGGAUGAUAUUGUUUACUUGUGGUCAUCAAAUGAGUGGGAUAAUGAGUUAUUACUGCUGCUGUUUCACAAAGAGGGUUUCUUCAGGCUGAAUUUGUCUUUGAGCCUGUGAUUUUAACUUUCACUACUUUUGUUUUGAUUCUGGAUUUAGACCGAGAUAAUAUCACACUUUCACAUUUUUGACUAAAUGUUGAAUGAGAUGGCAAGAAUGAAACCCAAAAAGAAGAAAAAAAAGCAAAUAGUAAAUUAAUGUGCUGAUUUCUCUGUGCAGUACCUACUGUAAGGAAAUUUUAUAUUUAAGCUUUCAAAUCCAACUCACCUAAAAAAUAACUAUGCCCAAAAUUUUGACUUUUUAUGAGAAUUUUAAAUAUGGAUCUGUUUUUAUUUUUUUAUUUUUUUUACAGUAGUCCAGUGUAAAUGUAAAUGGUCAUACUUAAUGCACAGCUUUGGUACCAUGUUGGGUCAAAGUGAAUGAAUUAAAUAAUUAGUUUGAUUAAA